GCAUGUCAGCUACAGCUGAUGCAAAAAUUAUGUUCGUUCUUAUUAUCAGCUGUGAGUUUUGUUCGUAUAAAUACUAGACAAUUUUUACGAAUUUCGUAAUUACUUGUGUGUGCCUUUUUGAAAAAGUUGCCAACAUUGUUGCGGGUACUAAAACAUACUUACCUAAAGGUAAGGUUUUUUUGAUCUUACCAGUAGAACUAAACACGAUAAAAAUUCCCAUCGCUGAAGAAAACAUGAAAAAAAUAGCAAUUAUUGGAGCUGGAUCAUCGGGUCUUGUGGCCACCAAAUGUGUCACCGAAUCUCCGGACAGUUUUGAAUGUUGUACAUUUGAAUUAUCUGAUAAUAUUGGAGGAACGUGGGUAUACACUGAUAAAAUUGGUAAAGAUGAACACGGAAUACCAAUUCACUCGAGCAUGUAUCAGGGCUUGAGAGCAAAUUUACCCAAAGAAGUCAUGGAAUUUCCGGAAUUUCCUCAUAAAAACUACGAUAACAGAUCAUAUCUGACUGCAGCUGAAGUUCUGCGAUACAUGGAAGACUAUGCAGAUUAUUUCAAUCUAAAAAAAUACAUCAAGUUUCGACAUUAUGUAAAGAGUGUUGCACCAAUACAGAAUGGAAGAUGGGAAAUACAAGUCACUGAUCUGCAACUAUCGAAAGACUGCACUUAUUACUUCGACAGUGUUAUGAUAUGUGUUGGCAAAUACAGCAAUCCUGACAUUCCAAGCAUUCCAAACAUAGAGAAUUUCCAAGGAUUACAACUACACAGUCACGAUUACAGAGAACCAUCCAGGUUUAAAAAUCAGACAGUAGUUGUGAUAGGCGCAGGAUCUUCCGGAAUUGAUAUUUCUUGUCAUGUCAGCGAUCAAGCAGAAAGGGUUUACCUGAGUCAUCACAAUAAUAAAAUCCUCAACACCGUAUUCCCUGAAAACCUGCAUCAUAAACCAGAUAUCCAAGAAAUUCGCGAUGGAAAUAUUGCUUUUAAAGAUGGAUCCGAGGUAUCUGCCGAUACCAUUAUAUACUGUACAGGAUACUCGAUCAAAUACCCCUUUCUCGACGAAAAAUGCAAAAUUAAAGUGGAAAAUAAUGUGAUAAAACCUCUCUACAAACGAAUGAUCAAUAUCGAAUACCCUACCAUGGGUUUUAUCGGCGCUUUAAGGGAUAGUCCCAAUUUCGACUUAUUUGAAUUACAAGCUCGUUGUUUCUUGAAUAUCCUCAAAGGAGUAGCAGUACUGCCCAGCAAACAAGAUAUGCUUUCUGAAACAGAACGAGAAUUCAAUGAUCACAUGAAAAGAACCAACAACGAGAAAUCUUUUCUUAGCACAAAGGGACAUUUCGCUAAAAUUUAUUUCGACGAGUUAUCGCGUCUUGGGAAAUUACCGUUUACAAAACCGGUAUUAUUUGAUAUCUUUAGCUAUGGACAAGAUAGCCGAGCUAAAGAUUUCAAAAAUUUCAGGAGUAAGGUUUACAGAAUAAUUAAUGAUCGAGAAUUUAUCGUCGAAGAACAGAAAGUCCAUUAGAUUGGAUAUCGAAAUUUGAACAUUAUUUAUUUAUUUUGAUAUUAUGUAUAGGUAUAAGUAUUGUAUAAGGUCAAGUUAUAGUGGAAUAAGGUGUGCUUUUUAAAAUCAGUAUUUUCAGAUAGGUACUUCAUUACAGUACUUACGAUUAUAUUGGAAUUCAGUUCACUCGACUCGAGUAAACAAUAAAGUACAAUAAAAUUGAACCAUUUGAACUUGUAAA
Messenger RNA from Planococcus citri (citrus mealybug), 1734 nucleotides. Its product is annotated as dimethylaniline monooxygenase [N-oxide-forming] 2-like. Bases 234 to 1514 code for a protein of 426 amino acids. The record is from RefSeq and is a predicted model, not a curated record. Gene Ontology annotation, molecular function: N,N-dimethylaniline monooxygenase activity; flavin adenine dinucleotide binding; NADP binding. The transcript has 8 exons. Lineage: Eukaryota; Metazoa; Arthropoda; Insecta; Hemiptera; Pseudococcidae.